This is a messenger RNA of Bacidia gigantensis, 195 nucleotides long. RefSeq lists its product as uncharacterized. Lineage: Eukaryota; Fungi; Ascomycota; Lecanoromycetes; Lecanorales; Ramalinaceae. The record is from RefSeq and is a predicted model, not a curated record. The transcript is spliced from 2 exons. Bases 1 to 195 code for a protein of 64 amino acids.
AUGAAAAUUAGAGAUCUACCUUCCCGCAAGCACAAACCUCGUCGACUGAACAUUGCCGAAGCUACAAAGUUAAACGCAAAGAGGAAGAAGAGGAAGAAGAAGAAGGAGGAGAAGAAGAAGAAGAAGAAGAAGAAGGAGAGGAUCCGCAUAAAACUCGAGUCUCGGGCGGCUGGUUCGACAUAUUCAGGACAUUGA